ACCCCUCCCGGAAGCGCCGGCGGAGCGUCCCCACAUGGAGCGCGAGCCGAGCGCCUCCGAGGCGGCCCCCGCGGCCGCCGCGCUCCUCGCCUGGGGUGCAAAUAGCUACGGGCAACUUGGCCUUGGCCAUAAGGAAGAUGUACUUUUGCCCCAGCAACUGGAUGACUUCUGUAAACCUGAGUGUAUCAGGAGGAUCACGGGAGGAGGGGGCCACUCUGCUGUUGUCACAGAUGGAGGAAGCCUUUUUGUUUGUGGCUUGAACAAAGAUGGGCAACUGGGACUUGGUCACACAGAGGAUGUUCUGUGUUUUACCUCCUGCAGAUCCCUCCUUGGCUGUCCUAUCCAACAGGUAGCCUGUGGCUGGGAUUUUACCAUUAUUCUCACAGAAAGUGGUCAAGUUCUGUCAUGUGGAUCCAAUUCCUUUGGCCAGUUAGGAGUUCCUCAAGGCCCUCGAAGAUGUGUGGUUCCCCAGGCCAUUGAGCUCCUGAGAGAGAGGGUUGUUUGCGUUGCUGCUGGACUGAGGCAUGCUUUGGCUGCGACAGCAAGUGGCACUGUGUUCCAGUGGGGGACUGGUUUGGCAUCAUCUGGACGGCGGUUGUGCCCUGGGCAGACUCUCCCACCAUUUUUGACAGCAAAGGAACCAAGCAGAGUGACAGGCCUGGAGAAUUCUAAAACAGUCUGUGUUCUUGCUGGCUCAGAUCAUUCCGCUUCAUUGACAGAUGCAGGAGAGCUGUAUGUUUGGGGAAGCAACAAGCAUGGACAACUGGCUUCCUUGGCUGCUUUCCUUCCUAAGCCCCAGAAAAUAGAAGCACAUUGUUUUCAGAAUGAAAAGGUCACUUCUGUCUGGAGUGGGUGGACACACCUGGUUGCUCAGACAGAAACUGGCAAGGUGUUUACCUGGGGCCGAGCAGACUAUGGUCAACUAGGGCGGCAGUUGGAGUCUCAUGAAGACUGGAAAGCACGAAAUCAGGAUUCAUCCUUCCCCUGCUCAGGACCUCAGAAGAGCAUGCCUUCCUCUCUGCAUUGCUUAACAGGAGCAGCUGAGGUCUCUUGUGGCUCUGAGCAUAAUCUGGCAGUGAUUGGAGGGACGUGUUACUCUUGGGGCUGGAACGAGCACGGCAUGUGUGGGGAUGGCUCCAAGGCCAACGUCUGGGCCCCGAAGCCCGUAGAGGCUCUGCGGUCGUCACGGGGACUCCUCGUGGGCUGUGGGGCUGGCCACUCCCUGGCCCUCUGCCAGCCGCCAGCCCGCCCUGAGUUGGACCAGCGCCCCACGGCCACCAGCUCUUCCCCAGAUGCCACUGAGGACACUGAAUCUCAGGAAGCCGUGGACAAAGAGAGAAAGUGGAAGGAAAGACAACCAGAAACUUCUACCCAAAGCCAAUCUGGCAGGUCCAGAAAUGGGGGGCUUGUAACAGAGGCCGUUUAAUAAAGUGACU
Molecule: messenger RNA, 1436 nt
Organism: Nyctereutes procyonoides (raccoon dog)
Lineage: Eukaryota; Metazoa; Chordata; Mammalia; Carnivora; Canidae
Gene: SERGEF
Product: secretion regulating guanine nucleotide exchange factor
Source: RefSeq, a predicted model, not a curated record